Messenger RNA from Galleria mellonella (greater wax moth), 5945 nucleotides. RefSeq lists its product as uncharacterized. Gene Ontology annotation, cellular component: transcription factor TFIIIB complex. Gene Ontology annotation, molecular function: TFIIIC-class transcription factor complex binding. The transcript has 10 exons. The record is from RefSeq and is a predicted model, not a curated record. Bases 245 to 2770 code for a protein of 841 amino acids. Gene Ontology annotation, biological process: RNA polymerase III preinitiation complex assembly. NCBI's taxonomy places the organism in Eukaryota, Metazoa, Arthropoda, Insecta, Lepidoptera, Pyralidae.
UUCAUGCAAUGCACAUUUUGUAGUCUUUCAUUACCAAUAUAUAAUUUAGUCUGUGUACAUUACCCAAUAUAUACUGUUUUCUCUUUCCGUAUUAUUCACGUUGUCUUUUAAAUUAAUUAUUAAUUCUUUAUUAACUGUCAAAGUAUUUUUUCAAUAAAACAUGUAACCCGCUAUGAAAAAGUUACUUACUUUCUUAAAAUAUGUGAUACUUUUGUAGUGGAAUAUCAUAAAUUUCAAGCUCACCAUGUCGACAAGAAGAGCACGGAUAAAAGCUGUUACAUCUUUACCACCGAGAAGAAAAAAUGCCGAUGCUAGCGAUAACAAAAAUAAGCAGGAUAUUGAGAAAACUGUAAAAAGUCCUAGAACUCCUCGUUCGUCUGCUGUUAAAAAUAAUGAAAGUCUGGAGAAAGUCUCUCCUGGGUCUAAACCUCUACCCGCCUUACUGCCUCUGCGGUCCGCUUCACCAAAAACUCCACUUAAUAAAAGUUCGCCUCAAAAUAAGGCAACAACUUCCGUACCUGUUCCUAUGUUAAAAACUGAUAAGUUUCUAGAAAAAGUUCCAGUUAUUACAGCUUCAUCUAUAUUCAAAACUAGCGUUUUUGCAUCUCCUCGAGCGAAGAAAAACAGCCCUGAUAUAAUAAACAUUGCAUCACCUAUAAUACCUUCCCCUAAAAGAAACAUUCACAAACCUGCUACACCACAAUCAGAGAAACUUGUUACAGAAGCUUGUAUUGGUAGUAAUAAUGAGUUACAAAAAGAGAACAAAUUGGGAAUUGAGAAUGUUGCAGAAACUAGGAGUGAUGUACCAUAUGAUUACAAUGUGCCAAGUGUUCCAGAAAGUGUCACAGAGGAGGCUGUCAUGGAUGGUAUUGUACCCUUGCAGCCCACUUGCAGUGCACCAAAACCCAUUGAUCUGUUAAAAAAUGAAAUAAUAUCAGAACAUGCUGAAGUUCUCUUCGAUCCUAUUGUGCCACUGCCUUCACCAAGCAAAGUGAGACCAAAACUUCGACCUGUACCUAGACUUGGUCCACACAGGAGAAACAGUAUUCAGGGCAGCGCCAGUGAAUCUGAGGACGAAACCCGUAGAGCGCUGCUAAGCAGCGGCAGCGUGACGCCUGCACCGCCGCGUCAGCGCCACGAUUCACACACAUCACAUAGUACAUUACAUUCACUGCUUGGCAGGGAUGUAAACAGAGUGCGCAACGACUCUGUUUGUUCAAGUGUGAGCGUCGCGACGAUGCAGCCUGCGCCAGCCACCUCGCCUACCAAAGAAAAACAUAUAUCGAAAUCUCGUCGACAUGAUAUAAAUCGUCGCAUGACGGCAAUGCGCCGGCGCCGCGAGACUGUCCAGCGUGACAAACUUACAAUGUACGAUCUCAUAUUCUACAACCCUACAACAAACCCUAUUGUCCCAACACAAGACGAGGUUAAAAUAAAGGAGGCAAAUGAAAAAGAAAUCGAUAGGAAAAUCAAACAAGCUGUAGAUGAGGACCCUGAUGACCCACCGGAGGUGCCGGAGACCGCCGCACCUGUCCCUCAGAUCAAACUCGGCCCCAACGGCGAGAUUGUACUAGAUGAACAGAGCUUGGUGAUCAAACAAACGAACGACCGCGUGAUCUCGUCGGUGGUGCACGAAGGGGCAUGGUCGGGCGGCGGGCGGUACUCGCGCGCGGCCCGCGCCGCCGACUGGACCGAGCCCGAGACCGUGCGGUUCUACCGCGCUCUCGCCGCCAUCGGCACCGACUUCUCGCUAAUGGCGCCGCUGUUCCCCGGACGCUCUAGAAGGGAGCUAAAAACGAAGUUCAAGAAGGAGGAGCGGCUGAACUGCGCGCAGGUGGACAAGGCGCUGCGCUCGGUGACGCGGUGGGACGCGGCGCAGCUGCAGCAGGAGUUCAGCGCUGAACGCGCCGCCGCGGCCGAACGCGCGCGCCUGCGCCGCCAGCAGCUCGCCGCCGCGCGCCGCGCCGAGCGCCGCCGCCUGCGCGCCGCGCGUCACCGCAACAUGCGCCACAGUAAAAGCUCGAAAGCUGUAGAGACCACCGUAUCAUCGAACCACAACGAUCCCUGUUCUGUGGAUGACAUUUUGCGGAAUUCCAUAGAUAGCAGAAAGCAACCAGAUGUCACUCCUUCCACGCACCAGAAAUCUGGCUUGACGACGUUUAAUUUAAUUAACAGUCCAAAUGCAAAGAAUGGUGUAGAAGCGACUUGUGCUAAUGACCUCAUAAAAAUAGCAAUGCAGACCAAUAGACAAAGAACAAAUUCUGAACAGAGCAGAGAUUCUACACCGAAAUCAAAUUAUUCUGCAUUAACUGCUCUUAAUCAUCCAAAACAACCCGUGAUUAAAACGAACACUGAAAUGGCGACUACAUCACGAGUGAAUCAACCAUCACUCACCAUCAAGACUCCAGAGAUUUUAAAUUCUGUGCCUAGUAAUGUGCCUACUAAUAUAGAGACGGGAUCACUCGUGGUAUUAACGGUCAACGACCCGAAAUCUCCCACGAAAAAGAUAUUGCAAACAUACAUCGCUUGUGGAGGAGGGAAACUGACGCCCGUAGAGUUAACUCCAUCGUUUUUAAACUCAGUUGUCGGCUACAUGAAAAAAGGGACUCCCAAAAGCAAUGCGUCGACCACACCGUCACCUCAACUGAUGUCUCCUAAUAGUGUUGCAAGUCAAGACAUUCGGACUAGUGCCAAUCCUAGUGUUAUACAAGUGAAUCCAAGUCCCGCGAAAAGACAGAGGCAUAGUUCAUUUACGAUAACGCAGCUUUAAAUUAUGAUCUAUUUAAAUAAUGUAAUUGUAUUUAUUAUUAACUAUAUACCAUGUUAGCUCAUUUGCAAUAGAAAAUGCCACUUCUGUAUAAUGAAUAACGUCAACUCGUAUAUAAUGAAGUCUUUUCUAACCUUGACAUUGGCAAAGAAUCUCCAGCCUUUACAGUGGAAACUAGCCGAAUAACAUGAAAAAAAAGUAGAUAUUUUCCUUUAAAAAAUAACUGACUUGAAAGCACAGUCUGUUAUUUGAUUGUUCACAUUGCAUGUUAAGUUGUAUAUUCACAUCUAUAUAUGUAUAUACAUAUAUAAAUACAUAUAUAUAUUGAUGCAUACAUAAAUACUCUACUGUUAUUUUUUUUUAAUGCAUAGUCACAAAUACUAGGGGGAAGAGAUUAUUAGUAAUGCGAACUGUCGGUUCCAUUGUUAGUAUAUACGCUGCUUAUAUUUCAGCAUUUAUAAAUAUUUUUAUAAAUGCUGAAUUUUGACGCAAUGGAAUUGGGAUCCAAUCACAGUCACACUGAAUAGACAUCAAACGGUAUAAAUUGUAACAUCAAUUUACCAUCGAAAGUCAGCCCAUUGCUCUUAAUCCUAGAUAAAAUUAAACAUUUAUUCAUCAUUGUGUUUUCUAUUGCAAAUGCUUGUAAGAUAUACAUAAUUCUGCCAAACAAAUACACCUCUGAUGUUUGUGUUACAAACGCACAAGAUAUCUUUGUGCUUUCGGUACAGCCGACCUAGACAAGCGGCAAAUAAUUAUAUUGAUAGAUACGUUAUAACUGUCGCGUGCAUGAGACGGAGUGAGAUAGCGACAUCGGAUAUCUUUUUUUGUGUACGCCAAACUAACUUAUCUCGUUUAUAACUUUCCCACUUAUCUAUCUUUACUUGGCCAGCUAACUACCGAGUGCAGGGGUGUAGGGGUUGUUAGUAAUACGGACUUCCAGUCUUAUUGCUAGCAAUAUACACUAUCAGGUCGACCUCCACGUGGUUCCCCCUAGAAACCAUCGUACUCAAUUUCAGGUGUGUUCAUCACGAUGGGAUAACUGACCUGCCUUUUCAUUCUCACCUAUCAUCCCUCACUGGUGCCCCGCCAGCGUAUACCGUUAGCGCAGGCGGUGUUACCAUUCCAUUAUUAUCCAUUAAAAAAAAAUACCGUGUGCAUGAGACUGAACGAGACGACAACAUCCGAUGUCUCGUUCUUACAUACAUCAGAGAAAAUUUAAAUAUAGAUAACCAAGUUUGCCAAUUGCCCAGGCAAGCUGGAUGGAUAAGAACGAUAUACAAGAAGUUCAACUAAGCUUGGAGCAAACUGUAUAUAUUUUGUACUGUGCUGAAUACAAGUUAUAUAAAAGUCCAUUCCGUGCUUUAAUAAUGUAGUAAUAAGGAACUUUUUUUAAUGUAUCUAUGUUGUAAUUUUGUUGGUGUAGACAAUAAUGAAAUAGACUCAUCAUAUUCUGUUUUUUACAUUUGACAUAUUUAGCCAAUAAACUUUGCGUGUGUUUUUGUCGAAUUUAGUAAUAUAAAAAUAACUACAAACACAAGUUAUAACACAAGCAAUUAAUAAAAAAUAUUAUUGUCUUAACUAUCUGUUAAUUUUGUGCAUUAUUAUUUUAAUAGAAAAUAUCCCAAUAAUUUUCCUAAACAUGCCAAGUUUAAUAAACAAUUUAAAGAAAAAAAAAACAAAUCGAAUGCUCACAAAUGAAUAUAUAAAAAACUAUAAACAUUGUAAUGAAUAUAACCCAAUUUAUUAUAUCAACCGUUAACGGUUUCUGCUGAACAUAGGCCUUCACCUAUGGAGGGCUUUGCCAAUAGUUGUCAAACUUGGCAGGCGAUAACCCAAGUAUUAGGUAUUUAUUAAUAAAAUAAGAUAUACAAACGAUAUGUACUUUGCGUGCCAAUACUUACCAAUAUGUAAUCCCAAGCCUAUUAAGACUUCGUGUAAGCUUAUAAAUACAUUUUAUAACACAAUUAUGGUUUAAAAAUAAACAGCAUUAUAGUUAAUGGCCGCACAAGGCCGUAGCUAGAUCCAAGUUUAAGAUAAAGCAAACAAACUAUAGCAGUAGCCAUAAUUAAGUGACUUUGAAAAAGCGAAUCUGUCUAAUUUUCUUGGGAGCUUUCAUUUUAGAGCACUCAGCCUUUUAAGGUAGGGCAUUGCCCCCUCAAUGCCCGCCCCUUCCUCCCCUAGCUACGACCAUGUGGCUACACCAAAUAUAUUACAGUAAAAUAUUUGUUAAAUAGCAUUAGCAUGCAGACAGAAGUGACAUUUUGUUCGUGAACAAAAUUUCUCUUUACAUUAUACUUGCUUCGUCUCCCCUCGCCUUAAAUGUAAAGAAAAACGAAGCUUAGUGUAAAUUUUAACCAAAUUAUAAUAAAAUCGCCCACGUGUGGGCGAAUACACAUCUUACAAAAGGGAACAUUUUGUCCAUGUACAUUUGUUGACCAUCGAUUGCACAGGCUUUUAACAUCACAAUGAGUACAAAUGUGAUACACUUAUAGUCUGUUUUAAUAAAACUUAAUGAAAAUGUAACCAAGUUUUGUUGAAAUUAUUAAGAAAGAAAACAUUUAUUGCCAACAACAAAAAAGUUACAUAAAUCAUCAAUUAAAAAAAAACUUUAUAUUUGUUAUUGCCAACGUGGUCACCACUCGGCAUGUGCUGCAGCAAUUUAAUUGCUACAGCGCUGAUAUUCUGUGGUGCCCAUGCGUGACAUGACGUUACAUGAACACAAAAUGAAAUCGGUAACAAAUCCAAACAUUCCAUCAAUAAAUCGAUCUUUGUACUACUAACUAUGGGGCAUCAGCAGUCUUAUGGGUGGUGGAUUAUCCGUUUGUUAUAUUUUCAUCAAGUUCUAUUCAAACAAAUUUAUAGUUAUCAUAAAAACUAAUCGAAGUACUAUCUUCAUUCAUUUUUGUAGUAAAGACUGAUAAAAUAUAUAAUGUAAUCUGAUAUAUUAUAAAAACUCCCCUAAUCACACUAAUCGUUCUAAAGUAACAUCAUUACGGUUAUGAUAGGUAGUUUAAAAGGUUUAAUUCCGUAAAAAAUAAGUUGUUUUAUAUAAUUUGUGUAUUUGAAACCAUUCUACAUAAUUACGAUUUAAUAUAUUGUAGCAUGAAUUCAAUCCGUCGAUAUAUUUAUACUUGUAUAAAUGUAAUAAACUUACGAUAUAUAAUGUAUUUUUUUAAUU